This is a messenger RNA of Rhizoctonia solani, 3915 nucleotides long. RefSeq names its product Reverse transcriptase (RNA-dependent DNA polymerase). The transcript has a single exon. The record is from RefSeq and is a predicted model, not a curated record. Bases 1 to 3915 code for a protein of 1304 amino acids. Gene Ontology annotation, molecular function: RNA-DNA hybrid ribonuclease activity; nucleic acid binding. Lineage: Eukaryota; Fungi; Basidiomycota; Agaricomycetes; Cantharellales; Ceratobasidiaceae.
AUGAUUGAGAAACAUAUCAUCCAACUCAACGUGGCAGGCUGCAAUCCGCGCAUGCACGCCCUGCUAAACGAACCAUUAUACGCGCACUUUGAUAUCUUUAUUUUCCAGGACAUUUGGUGGGGCCGCAUUGGCUCCCAGAAAAACAUCAAUCCGAACCUCCACAAUAUUUAUGGCACCGUGAACUCCCCGAAUUAUUUAUGCGUUAUCCCACCAGGGUUCGAGGACGAAAAAGGCCCCAGCGUCUGCAUCUAUAUCCGUAAAGACCGCCAACUACAUGCACAAUUUUCGGACUGCGUCCCUACUCAUCGUGACAUUCUGGCCCUCGACAUAUUUAUCAACAAGUCAAAAUUCUCGAUUAUCAACGUCUACGCACACGGAAAAGAAGCUAACAAAACUAUACAACAUAUUACCGAACAAAUCAUACCAGCAGACCGACCCAUAAUCAUCACGGGAGACUUCAAUCUACAUCACCCCGACUGGGCCCUCGACAACUCCAAGUGGAAAAACAGACACCCCAAUCAAGUAGAGAGAGAAUUCAGGGACUUCGCUGAGUACAACAACUUGACUCUCCUGAACACCACAUCCUCCCCCACCCGCAUCGCCCCCAACCCCGACUCCAACUCCAUUAUAGAUCUUACGUUUAUUAAUCCCAGGGCCGUCGAGGUGUGGCCCAACAUCAACUGGGAAGUCGACACACCCUUGACCGGCAGAUCGUGCGGGUCGGACCACAUGGCAAUCACAUGGUCCAUCACGCCGUUCGAUCAAGACAAGCCUGUUGAAGACACCACCUCACCCAAUCACAGGCACAUCGACCCCAAGCGGGAGGACAAAUGGGUCGAAGCAUUCAGCAACGCCAUCAAGAAGUUUGACCUCCCCAAAGACCCAACAACGGCCGAAGAUGCUGACUUGAUCACGGGGGCGAUCUUGGAAGCCAUGUCAACCGCCACGAUUAAAACGAUGCCAGACGGCAAGAAAAAGAGUAGCGGACCAGUCCGAUCCCCAUGGUGGAAUGCCGAAUGCUCAGGCGCGCUCAACGACCUCAAACACAACCCCGAAGGACGCAGUCGCGACCAACUCCGCGCAACUCUACGCGGCGCCAUCAGACGAGCUCGCCGGAGCAACGGAGACCGCAUAUUAUCCGAAAUCCGCACAUCCAAGGUCUUUGAGUCGUUAAAGUGGUUCCAAGGAAAGCGAUGGUCCCUACUGCCCCCGAUCAAAAAUCCAAAUGGCGGUCUCACAGCCACGCACCCGCACCACAAAGCCGAAAAUCUAGCUAAGCAGUUCUUCCCUCCUGUUGCCAACCCCAACGUCACCCUACAACCCCUUGGCAUCAAACGGAUGCCCAAGCGGGCCUUCCAGGAGAUCACAGUUGACGAAAUUGCUAAUGCCAUCAAGAGCACAUCCAACAAGUCAUCUCCUGGAGCUUUUGGUUCAAACUACAGGGUACUUAAGUGGGCUUUCUGGUGCAACACAACCCUCUUUGCUAAACUGUUUAAUCUAUGCUUGAAUAUUGGCUAUCACCCCACCUCUCUGCGAAACUGUGUCAUUGCCCCAAUUCCUAAACCCCGUCGACAAGACAUGUCUCUACCCAAGAACUACCGGCCCAUUGCUUUACUUGAGACUCUAUCCAAACUACUGGAGAAGGUCAUCACAACACGACUUACCUUCGAAGCCGGUAAAUUUGCUCUCAUUCCCCAGAGCCAAUUUGGGGGAAGGGACAUCACAUCUUGUACUGAUGCGGGUAUCUGCAUGGUCCACAAUAUCAAGUCACACUGGAAGUCCAACCAUAGAGUCUCACUUAUCACUCUUGACGUAUCUGGAUAUUUCAACAAUGUGGACCACAACAGACUCAUAUACACCCUAGACCGCAUGGGAUACUCCAAUCAAAUCUGUAACUGGAUGAAAUCAUACCUCAGUCAUAGAACCGCCCAGUUCAGAAUUGAUGGACAUCUCUGCCCAUCCAUUGCCCUCCCCGCAGUGGGAAUUCCCCAGGGCUCUCCCCUAUCCCCCAUUUUGUCCUCCUUAUACUCAACUCCCCUACUCAUUGCCGCUCAAGACAAUCAUGCACAGUCAUUUGCAUACAUUGACGACUUCACCAUACUAGCUUGGGGGAAGUCACAUGAGUAUAAUGUUGCCACAAUGGGGCGGAUAGCCACUCGAGUCUCUAACACUGCCACAAAACUUGGUCUUGAAUUUGAAAUUGAUAAGUCUGACCUUAUUCAUUUUUAUUGCCACCCUAACCACUCUGCCAACCCCAGUCUUCACCUUACCCUGAAUGGCAAGAACUACACCAUACUGCCCCAAGGAUGUAUUCGUUGGCUAGGAUUCUACCUAGAUAGAAAGCUCACGUUCAAAGAGCAUAUCUCCAACUCCGCCAACAAAGCUAAAGCCAUCAUAGCCGGAUUAGGAAUGCUAGCCAACACACAGCGUGGACUCACCAUCAAACACGCGCGCAUCCUUUACCUCACCUGCGUCAUCCCAAUCCUUACAUAUGGAUCCCCUCUGUGGUUUCUGGGGCGCAGACAGAAGUCGUUGCUCGAACCGCUUAGGAAGGUCCAGAACCAAGGAUUGAGAUGGCUUCUUGGAGCCUUCAAAACCACUCCCAUCCCCUGUCUUGAACACCUAGCAUCUAUCCCACCCCUGCACAUCACGUGCCACAAGCUCAUCAUGAACUACUCAGCAAAGCUCAGAACCAUCCCCAAGUCAUCCGAAGUUGCUAAACGUCUCCCUGCAUCAUGGGACACGCAUAUACCCACCCUUAACAGCAACAGAAAGAACACAACUGAGAGCUUACAAUCCCCCAUCCACUUCAUUGCAUCACACAGUCACCCACACAUCGAAUUUGUCUCGCCUCACAUUAACCACCCAUCCAACCCAACAAUUCCAUUCCCUGAUCAAAUCAAAAUCAAGGACUCCACUGACGGACUUAAGCGCGACAAAUACCGCGACAAAAUCCUAUCCGAAAUUAGCGUACUUGAAGAAUGUCAUGCCAGCGUUCUUGGCUACUCAGAUGGGCACGCGGCGGUGUCCAAUGGCAUUUGGAAAGUCGGCGUCGGCUACGUUAUACGUGCCGGAAAAAGGACCUUGUCAUCGUUGUCAGUUGGAAUUGGACCGCGAGCCAACAUCUAUGAUGCAGAAAUGCUGGGAAUAUUAUUAGCAUUCAUGAAAGCUAAACAAAUAGCCGAAAACCAAGGUUAUCGCAAAAUACGCAUAUAUUGCGACAACCAGUCCGCCGUUAAAUCUAUUGCUGACCUAUCACGACAUCCGUGCCAAUACACAUCCAGAGCAUUCGUCACCGCCGCCAAGGCAUUCGUGACGGGACACCCAGAACGAUCCAUCCACAUCACCUGGACACCUGGGCAUAACGGAGUCGAAGGCAACGAAACAGCGGACCGCUUGGCUAACGAGGGAGCUAGAGUGGCCCCAAACCCCAUAUUCAAUCGCACCAUUACAUGGGCAAAAGAACAGGCAACUCGCAAAACCAUACGUUCAUGGAAGAAAGCAUGGUACGAACACUUGGAAUCACGUAUCAACUCGAAAUAUUACAUACCCCACCCACCCGCACUCAAACUACAUCCCAUAUUCAACUCAAGCAAGCUGGGCAGGGACAUCGAGUGCCGCCUUGUACAAUACCUCACCGGACACGGGCAUUACGGCAAGUACCAUGCACAAUUCCACCACGACGUAGAUCCCAGAUGCGCCUGCGGGGAGUCGGAGGAGACAAUCUUUCAUUUAACCACCUCCUGUCCCGCUACGGCGGGACACAGGGGGAUACUCAGUGAGUUUUCCACCAACAUUAAUGACCCCACACUGUUUGGCUCCCUGGCAGGUCUCGAAGCAGUCGCAAAGUUCAUAGCCAAGACGGGCAUAGGCCGAAGACGAGGAGGCCCGCAGGCAGCCGCUCAAGCCAUGUAG